AUGUGGAUAUUACUGCUGUUUUUCAGUCAAAGAAGAGCUCAGUACUUCAAGAACGAGGAGAGCAAGAAGAUAGAAAUAGAAUUUCCCAGAGGUUUCCAGUACAAAAUACAGCGGAGAGCCCUUCGGAAGGAGGAUUUUAUUAAUUAUAUUCAGUAUGAAAUUAAUCUGCUGGAACUGAUCAAGAAAAGAAGAGCACGCAUUGGAUAUUCAUUUAAGAAGGAUGAAAUUGAGAACUCUAUUCUCCAUAGAGUCCAUAGCCUCUUCAACCGUGCUACAGGAAAAUGGAAAGAAGAUGUCCAGCUUUGGCUUUCGCACGUUGCAUUUUGCAAGCAGUGGAAUGCAAAACAUCAGCUUAGUAAGGUGUUUUCUUCCAUGUUGGCCAUUCAUCCCAAUAAACCAGCACUGUGGAUUAUGGCAGCAAAAUGGGAAAUGGAGACACAACUCUCAUCAGAAAGUGCCAGGCACUUGUUCCUUCGUGCUUUACGCUUCCAUCCAGAGUGCCCAAAACUUUAUCAAGAAUAUUUCAGAAUGGAGCUGAUGCAUGCUGAAAAACAGAGGAAGGAAAAGAAAGAAUUUGAACAAGCAAAGAUGGACUUGGGGGAAUUCAAUUAUUCUGAAGAGAUUCUCAAUGGGGAAAUGGCUCGCAUAAUCUACAGGGAUGCUGCUCAGAAGAUUAAAGGUGUUGAGUUCCAUGUGGCUGUGCUUUCUAUUGCAAAGCUUUUUGAUUUUACCCAAGAUUUGCAAAAAGAAAUUCUUGAAAGUUUGCAGACCAAGUAUGCUGAUGAUCCUCUUACAUGGGACUACAUGGCCCGUCGUGAGCUGGAGCUGGGGUCCCUGCAGUCCACAGAACACACCACGAAACAGAUGAAAGUAUCUGAAAUGACCCAGAGAGAGGAGCGGUGCUGUGCAGUCUUUGAAGAGGCUGUGAGAGCAGUCCCAACAGAGGACAUGUGGAAAUGCUACAUCACUUUUUGCUUGGAGAGAUAUAACAGGAAAACCAACAGUGAAGAAUUAAAGCAAAAGAGGCUGGAGAGGACACUGAGUGUGUUCCACAAAACCCAUGAAUCCAGUUUGCUGCCAGAAGCUCUCUAUAAGCAGUGGGUUCAGCUAUUACUGGAGUCCAACCUCUUUGAGACGGCUACGGAGGUGGCAGAAGCUGCAACUAAGCGCUUCAGCCUGUCAAUGGAAAUGUGGCAGAUGAGGCUGCAGGUGCUGAUCCAACUGAAGAGUGACGCUGUGACCCAGUGUUUUGAAGACGCCGUUAAGCGUGUGAAAUCUAAGGGCACUUUGCCAUUAUGGAGCCUCUGGGUGGAAUGGAGUGAAGGCACAAACAGCAAGGAAGACACAGAAGCUCUCUACUGGGUACUUAGCUAAUAGAAAUCUACUUUUUGUGACAGUGUGUAAAUAAAGAGGAACAAUUAUCUUGACUGGACUUACAGAAAUGGUGGUUAUAAGAAAGUUAAAAGAGUCUUUACCAGCCUGUGUGAAAAUCGUCCAUUUUCACUUGACUUCUUCAGGAAGAUGAUCCAAAUAGAAAAGGAGCAAGAAUCCUGCAAAAUGCUUCAUCUGAGAGAAUACUAUGAACGUGCCUUGAGAGAGUUUGGUUCAACAAAUUCUGACCUCUGGCUGGAUUAUAUCAAAGAGGAGCUAAGUCAUCCCCAAGGCAAACCAGAAAACUGUGGGAGCAUUCACUGGCGAGCUAUGAAGAUGUUGCAGGGAGACCUGGUGGAAGACUUUGUUUCCAAAUACACUUUAUUGCAAACUGGACAUUUAUGAAAAACUAUAAAUAGCUACAACAUGACAGUGUGGAUUUUUU
Molecule: messenger RNA, 1816 nt
Organism: Pygoscelis adeliae (Adelie penguin)
Lineage: Eukaryota; Metazoa; Chordata; Aves; Sphenisciformes; Spheniscidae
Gene: UTP6
Product: UTP6, small subunit (SSU) processome component, homolog (yeast)
Exons: 20
Biological process (GO): maturation of SSU-rRNA from tricistronic rRNA transcript (SSU-rRNA, 5.8S rRNA, LSU-rRNA)
Cellular component (GO): Pwp2p-containing subcomplex of 90S preribosome; small-subunit processome
Molecular function (GO): protein binding; snoRNA binding
Source: RefSeq, a predicted model, not a curated record